Molecule: messenger RNA, 4470 nt
Organism: Scophthalmus maximus (turbot)
Lineage: Eukaryota; Metazoa; Chordata; Actinopteri; Pleuronectiformes; Scophthalmidae
Product: alpha/beta hydrolase domain-containing protein 17A
Exons: 6
Coding region: 279-1388 (369 amino acids)
Biological process (GO): protein depalmitoylation
Cellular component (GO): plasma membrane; endosome membrane
Molecular function (GO): palmitoyl-(protein) hydrolase activity
Source: RefSeq, a predicted model, not a curated record
UUCCGGCUGUAGUCGGACAGUAGUAAGGGGAGAAAAAAAAAUCUGGUUGCUAUGAAUUUGGGCUAGCUAGCCACCGACAGCUCUGAGCACACAUGAGUAAGAACACCCAUGUCAAGACACAAGGAGGAUCUUCGAAGUCUUGCGCCGCUUCUGUGUACGUGUAGGGGCACAGCAGCCUGCCCGCCGACCUCCCGUGAAUCGAUCCAGCUGGCUCACUGACUAUACCAGAAGACGUGUGCCAGCUCAUUUCAAGACCCAGGGAUUUCUGAAUCCAGAAGAUGAACGGUCUGUCCAUACGAGAGCUAUGCUGCCUGUUCUGCUGCCCCCCGUGCCCCAGUCGCAUUGCAGCCAAGCUGGCUUUCCUCCCCCCAGAGCCCACCUACGCCCUUCUCCCUGACCCAGAUCCAGUUUCUGGGGCUGGAGCUGCGCCUGGUUCCAGCUCAGGAGCUGCUCCCCCAUCCCUUGGAGCCCCAGGACUGCGUUCCCGGCUGGGCACUGGAAGCGGAGGUGACAGAGGAGGUGGAGGUGCUGGUGGAGGGGGGGGAGGUGGAGGUGGUGGUGGUGGUGGUGGAGGUGGUGCCGCCGCUGCCGCCGCUGGCGGCAGCAGCAGCAGCAGCGCUGGAGGUGGAGGUAGUGCGGGCGAAGGCAGGUGGAAGUUGCAUCUCACUGAGAGAGCAGAGUUCCAGUAUUCGCAGAGAGAGCUGGAUGUGACAGAUGUGUUCCUGACCAGGUCCAGCCGAGGGAACAGGGUUGGAUGCAUGUACAUCCGCUGUGCCCCAAACGCCAGGUUUACAGUGCUGUUUUCCCACGGUAACGCAGUAGACCUGGGCCAGAUGAGCAGCUUCUAUAUUGGCUUAGGCACACGCAUCAACUGCAACAUCUUCUCCUAUGAUUACUCAGGCUACGGUGUUAGCACUGGCAAGCCCUCUGAGAAGAAUCUUUAUGCUGACAUUGAUGCCGCCUGGCAUGCCCUGCGCUCCCGGUAUGGCAUCAGCCCUGAGAAUAUAAUCCUGUACGGACAGAGUAUAGGCACUGUGCCCACAGUAGACUUGGCCUCACGCUUUGAGUGUGCUGCUGUGGUCCUCCACUCUCCUCUCACGUCUGGCAUGAGGGUGGCAUUCCCCGACACCAAGAAGACGUACUGCUUCGAUGCUUUCCCAAACAUCGAGAAGGUGUCAAAGAUCCCGUCUCCAGUGCUCAUCAUCCACGGUACCGAGGACGAGGUGAUCGACUUCUCCCACGGCCUCGCCCUGUUUGAGCGCUGUCCCAAGGCAGUGGAGCCCCUCUGGGUGGAGGGAGCAGGUCACAACGACAUUGAGCUUUACAGUCAGUACCUGGAAAGGCUACGGCGCUUCAUCAACCAGGACCUCGCCGCACAGCAUGCCUGAGAAACGAACAACAACCUCUCUGCGUUUGUGUGAAUGAGAGUUUGUGUGUGUGUGUGUGAGACAGAGUUUGAGGAAGAGGAUGUCAUCAUUUAGACCUAAAAAGGAUGUGAUUUUUUUUUUCCCCCCCAACAUCUGUGUGUCUAUGAAGCAGCACACCUUCAGGUUAAUUUUCAACACAACCUAGUUUCUGUUUCCUGUUUUAAAGGUUAGAGCGUUUUUUAAAAUCUGUCAUUAGCCGCAUCCACCUGAACGGUGGAGUGAGAUGAAGAUGCUAAGAAAAAAACAAAACAAAAAGUGAGAUAUGAUACAAAGACAGUUUUUAACAUGGGAAAAAAAAUUAUGAAUUGCAGCUUUAAAAUGUGUUUACUCACGUGAAUUAAGAAGGAAGAACAAUGUGCUUUGUCCCAAAAGGCUCACAGAUGUUAUUUCCAAGUGUGACAGGUCGGUGAAUGUAUGUAUGAAUCAUGGAUGUGUAUGUUGAGUGUAUAUUCAUAUCUCCAUGGACCUGCGUGUGUGUGUGACUGCGUUAAAGUGAGGCAAUGAGAGAAACUGACAUCCUGUUAACUUGGACCGAUACAAAUAUUAGUCUUUUUUUUGUUUUGUUUUUGCAAAUGUAUGAAUGAAGAAUACCUCCACUGCUCGACCAGUUCUCUUUCCAGUGGACACUGGUCGAGCAUGUGCCCCCACCCCCUCCUCCCCCACUCCCUGUGUACCUUUUCAUGGACGUCCAUCUGACUGCCAGGGCAUUUCCCAAGUUUUUAUCCAGCUAAACACUAACCUACUCUCUUCGGUGGUUUGAGGGUCCACCCUCUUUUUCCUCUGGUGUCAGUUGCAGUGGGUACAGACAGAAGGAUUAGACUGGAACACUGUUGUUUGCUUGUUUGGCUGCUGGGUGUCUCAUACGUUCCCCUCAUUUCUGACUCUUUGAAAAAGAUCACAGAAUGGCCAGCAUCUAUUUAAUUCCCUGGCUGUGCUUUAGCUUUCACUGUCCGCAGAACAGCAGCGGCAACCUGAAGUGAAUUAUUUUGUUCUCUCUGUGUUGCUUCUCCCCCCAAUCAAAGAUAUUCUUAACACAAAUUGAUGGGCUGUUUGAAAUGGAAACAGGUCUUUGAGAGCCACACUGAGGAUAUCUCCGGUGAUGUGGAUGUUUUUAGGCGUUAGGGAAACAGUUCACACAGUAGUUUUCAUGUCAUAUUAGAUCAGUCUGCUCUAAACAGAAGGCUGUAGCCUUGCAGUGUUUACUGAUCACUACUGUGAUGUUUAAAGGCAGAAGUAAAUCAGAUUUAAAGGAAUAGGCUUUUGGCGAAUUCAUAUAACUCUGUGCACAUCACCUGAUGUAAAACCACAGAGCUGCUGGUAGGCCGGUGUCUUACCUAUGGACACUGGCUGCUAGAGAGCUAUCUAGAUAGCUAGAUAGCUAUCUAUCUCAUCUAACUCCCUGCAAGAAAUGAAAUAAGCAUAUUUUCCACAGACUGGCUUGGAGCGUGAUGUUACGUCUGGAUUUCGAGGCUUUAAAGGCAUAAAGAGACAAAGUAGCUGCUCCCUUCACAAAACUCCCCUCAGAACGACCAUACUUCAUCUGAACCAUGCUGAUUAACUUGUAGUCUUACGGCACAGUUUGCUUUCCACGUCUCGUCCCAGUAGCAUUCAUCAUCACCAGAGUUCGACCGGCUCCCGUUCGUAUUCACCCCGGGCACAUUUUUCUUCUAACGUGUUUGUCUUGAAGUAAUUAAUCCGAGCGUGUUCGUCGUAGUGUAGGGCCAUGGACUGUUUGUUUCAGAACCAUGCGUGUAGAUGUUAUGACUAACAAUGUGCUUCAGAUCAGGUGCCAGGACGGGAACAUCGUGCCCACGACAGCUGCGUUUUUUAACCUCUGUGACCCUAAAUGUAGGAGCUCUCUUAUGGGUGGCAACAGGCUUCAUGUCUGACACGAGCCAUAGUUGAGCCUCUCACUGUUGGUGUGGUGCAGGUUCCACCACACGCGCACACGCACAUACACACACAUAUAUACACACACAUAUAUACACACACACACACACACACACACACACACACACAUAUACAGUUACACACACACACACACACACUCAAACACUACAUGUAUACACAUACUGUAAUAUACAGUAUAUUUACACAUUUAUAUAUAUAUCAGAUCAAGCAUGGCAAAAGCAGGUCUUAAGUUCAGCACUAUUGUACAAAGCAUCUAAAGUGUAAUAAGGGUAUAAAAUGUAAGUUUGUGUGUCUUUUAUUAUUGACUGUCUUCUACAGGCCAGCGUUAAGGACACAAGCCUCCUGUUUGAAAUAUGUGCUAACAGGCCCCGUGUGCGGGCCUGACAAAAACUACAAGGAUUGGUUUUGGAGUCGCAGACGAGCGCAGCUCUUCAGGUCUACACACACUAGCUGUAGAGAAGACCCGUCAUUUUCAGUGGUAGCAGCUGUGUCUUGUCAAACGGAACUAGCACUAAUGUGAUUACUCCAUUUUGGGAGUACCAGUGGGUCUCAGUCGGUGGUGAGAAGGUUACCGAGCACCACUUGCCUGCUGUCAUCAUUUCGAACAGGGAAUUUCACCAUUUCUCAUCCUGUGCUUUGUGUCGCUGAAAAUGUAAAUAAUGGAAAUCUGUUACCACCUCGAACCAGGGAUCUGAGCUGUCGGAAGAAGUAGAGAAGAGUUUUCGCUUUUUCUCUGGAUAUGGAAGGAGGCCUCAGUUUUUUUUCUUUUCUGGACAGUUUGUAUUAUCAGGGAAACCACUGGAUCCACUUUUCAUUCAUGGGGUUUGGUUCAAGAAAUGGGGUGAAAAAUGUCACCAUUUUACUGAUGCACCACUAUGGUUGACGUACAUUGUGUCCUCUGGCCCUGAAUGUUUAUUGAUGGGGGGUUGGGGUGUGAAACAGUGAAAACUGUAUGCAUGUUUAUUGUGUUUUGCCGAGCAAGUGACAGGGCCGGACGUUAACUCUGUUAUGUAUUCUGUGUGAGGGUAAAGCUGAACUCAUAGCAUAUGAACAUUGAAGCGCUUUUAAAAAAAAAAAUGAACUUAAAAAAAACUCGGGACAUUUAUUUGAAAUUUUUUAUUGCUGAUACUAA